CCUUGGCUGGAACCCAGAUCAUGUCAUACGCCCACUUCAGUGCAGCGAGCAGGAAUCGGACUGCUUGGCAUGGCCGCCCCUCUCUUCUCUCCGCGCUGCCGCGCAGUCCGCUCCUCGCCCGUCGACACGCACGGCUUCAGGGCUGAUCACCAUCCCGGAUAAACACAAUACCAUAAGUUAGUACCUCGUUUACACCAACAGUGAACGACCGAGCCGACAGCGACAGUCCAAACCAAAUUCAAUCGCAGCUGCCACUGCCACUGCCACUGCCCAUGGAACGCGAGGAGCCGCACCUCUCGCCCCUGCGCCGACUGAGCUCGGCGGUGCGCUGGAGCUGGUACGCGAUCUCGCUGAGCUGGGGAGGCAUCGCGGUGCUGCUGCACCAGACGCCGCACCAGUUCCGCGGACUGUCCACCCUCGGGACGAUCGUGUUCCUGGCGAACCUCGUCCUCUACGUCUUCAUCACGGGGGCGUUCAUCUUCGAAGCGAUCCGCCCGAGCGGACACCCGAAGCCGUCCGGCGCAUGGAGCGUCCGCCGACGGGUGCUGCACCUCCAGCAACCCACCGAGCUGUACUUCCUCCCGAUCGCCCUCCUGGCGUUCGCGGCGAUCGUGUUCGGGGUCUCGUACUACGGGACGCCGCACUGCGGACCGUGGCUGGGGCGGACCCUGCACGUCGUGUUCUGGGUGUAUACGGGGGUCUCGCUGGCCCUGUGUGGGCUCCUCGCGUGGAUCCUCCCCCACACACACACGCAACCGGAGGCGCACUACCCGAUCGUGCAGAUCCUGCCCUUCUUCCCGCCGAUGCUGAGCGGGACGAUGGCGGGGAUUCUGGCCCCGAACCAACCCUCCGCGCGGGCCCUUCCCAUGCUCGUCGGGGGCACGACGAUGCAAGGACUGGGCAUCCUGAUGUUCUUCGUCGUCCUCACGCAGACUGCCCACUCGCUCACCCGCAGCGGACUGCCCGCUCCCCACUUCCGCCCGGAGAUGUUCAUCGCGGUGGGCCCGCCGUGCUUCACCAUCCUCGCGUGGUGCGGCAUGGCGCAGGCGGCGGUGGAGACGCUGCCGCCGCACUUCCUCUCGCAGGCGAGCCACGUGCCGACGGCGGAGGUGCUGUAUGUGCUGGCCGUGGCGGCGGGGGUGAGUCUGUGGGCGCUGGCGUUGGUGCUGUGCGCGCUGGCGGGGGCGAGUCUCGCGGAGGCGCUGGUGCGCGGGACGAUCCGCUAUGAGCUGAACUGGUGGUGCAUGGUGUUUCCGCUGACGGGGUUCGUGCUGGCGACGUGUACGCUGGGACAGGCGCUGGAGGCGCCGGCGGUGCUCUGGGUGGGAAGUGCGAUGACGAUUGCGCAGGUGGCGCUGUGGUUGGUGAUCUGUGGGUGUCAGGUGGUGGUGUGGGUGCGACGGGGGUGGAGCUCUUGAUCCAUUGCUGUUGGAGUUCUACUGUCCGUGCUUUUUCUCUAUGUUAGGGUUGCCUUUGGCCAGGAAGCUGAAAGAAAAGGGGGGUCCGGGGGUUCUCCCCCGGAACGCUAUAUAACCCCAGGAAUUCAGGAUGAGUUUGGCCAGGAAGCUGAAAAGAAAGGGGGGUCCGGGGGUUCUCCCC
Aspergillus saccharolyticus JOP 1030-1 is the source of this 1599-nucleotide messenger RNA. RefSeq names its product tellurite-resistance/dicarboxylate transporter family protein. The coding region runs from base 273 to 1418 and encodes 381 amino acids. Gene Ontology annotation, molecular function: malate transmembrane transporter activity. Gene Ontology annotation, biological process: malate transmembrane transport. The transcript is spliced from 2 exons. The record is from RefSeq and is a predicted model, not a curated record. Lineage: Eukaryota; Fungi; Ascomycota; Eurotiomycetes; Eurotiales; Aspergillaceae. Gene Ontology annotation, cellular component: membrane.